Esox lucius (northern pike) is the source of this 2330-nucleotide messenger RNA. It is a transcript of the gene bco2b, whose product is annotated as beta-carotene oxygenase 2b. Gene Ontology annotation, molecular function: carotenoid dioxygenase activity; beta-carotene 15,15'-dioxygenase activity. Gene Ontology annotation, cellular component: mitochondrion. Gene Ontology annotation, biological process: carotene catabolic process; retinal metabolic process. The record is from RefSeq and is a predicted model, not a curated record. Bases 38 to 1744 code for a protein of 568 amino acids. The transcript has 12 exons. NCBI's taxonomy places the organism in Eukaryota, Metazoa, Chordata, Actinopteri, Esociformes, Esocidae.
UCACUUAAACUCUCUUCCAGCAAGACCCGUCACAUCCAUGCUCCUGAAUACUGACAACAUGCCACUUCCAAGCACUUCAGAACUGAAAAAGUCUAGAUAUAUUAAGGGUCAUUACACAGAUGUGCAUGGUCUGCCUUGCAUUGAGAGGAUAGUGUGCUCUGUGGAUGAGACCCCUGAAGCCAUCCCCACGACCAUCAGAGGAACUAUCCCGGAGUGGAUUACAGGCAAUUUCCUCAGAAAUGGACCAGGAAAGUUUGAGAUCGGUAAUAAUAAAUUUAACCAUUGGUUUGAUGGAAUGGCCCUCCUGCAUCAGUUUAAAAUCGCGGCUGGCCAGGUGACCUACAAGAGCCGCUUCCUGGGUAGCGACUGUUACAUGGCUAACAAUGAACACAGACGUAUUGUUGUGUCUGAAUUUGGUACUGUGGCCAUGCCAGACCCUUGCAAGAACUUCUUCCAGCGCUUUUUGUCCCGGUUUGAAAUGCCAGGCUCAUCAGAUAAUGACAAUGUAAGCUUUGUGACAUACAAGGGUGAUUACUAUGUAAGCACGGAGACAAACUUCAUGCACAAAGUGGACCCUGAAACGCUUGAGACAAAAGAAAAGGUGAACUGGAGAAAAUUCAUUGCUGUCAAUGGAGCCACUGCCCAUCCUCACACAGACCCUGACGGUACAACAUACAACAUGGGGAAUUCUUACACUGCUAAAGGUGCAUUUUACAAUAUUAUCCGUGUGCCUUCAACAAAGAUGUCAGAAAACCUUAAAGAAACCCUGGAGGGAGCUACCGUGGUCUGUUCAAUUCCCUCAUUGGACAAGACGAGACCUUCAUACUACCACAGCUUUGCAAUGUCAAAGAAUUACAUUGUGUUUAUUGAGCAACCUAUCAAGAUAGACCUCCUGAAGAUUGUUACAGGCAAGCUGACAGGAAAGGGUAUCAAAGAUGCAGUCUACUGGAAUCCUGAACUUGAGACUAUCUUUCAUUUGAUCAACAAGCAGACAGGCAUGCUCAACUCAGUGAAGUAUUACGCCAAAGCAAUGUCCACGUUCCACCAGAUCAAUGCCUGGGAGGAGGAUGGCUUUCUGGUUAUGGACAUCUGUGCGGCCGAUGAUGGCAAAGCCAUCAACAACUACUUGAUCCAGAACAUGCGCAAGUCUGGAGAGGCACUGGACGAGGUGUACAACACCAUGUGCAGAGUGUUUCCCAGGCGAUUUGUCUUGCCUCUCAGUGUGAACAGCAAGACACCCUACAAGCAAAAUCUAAACACACGCCACGACAGUUCCGCCACUGCCAUUAGAAUUGCUAUGGACAAGGUGUUCUGUACACAUGAGAAUCUGCACAGUGAGGAGCUUCAUAAGUAUGGUGGCCUUGAGUUCCCACAGAUCAACUAUGCUAAAUAUAACACUAAACCAUACCGCUACUUUUACGGCUGUGGUUUCAGACAUCUGGUAGGAGACACACUCAUCAAGAUGGACCUUGAAGGCCAUAAAAUGAAGGUAUGGGAGCAUCCUGGUCUGUACCCUUCGGAGCCAGUCUUUGUACCCUCACCUGAUGCAACAGAAGAAGAUGACGGUGUAAUUUUGUCUGUUGUAAUCACUCCAAAUAAGGACAAGAGCACGUUCCUGUUGAUUUUGGAUGCCAAAACAUUUGAUGAGUUAGGCAGAGCUGAGGUGCCUGUGAACAUUCCAUAUGGUUUCCAUGGGACAUUCUACUCCUCUUACUUACAGAAGACAUUUACUGAAUCAAAAUAAAUGUAGGAAGCCCAUCAGAGAAACAACCGAAAGGCCUGUACUGUAUUUAGUUUCUGCUCUUUGACACCAAUGUAUCAAUUGUAAAGUGUACCUUAAAGGCGCCCACCAGAGUUCUAUUCUGUCCCUAUUUUGCAACUUCAGUGCACAUUACUAGUCAACUAUGCAAAAAGACAAAGAAAUACAUUAUAUAACUAGCUUUGAGAUUAACACAAACUACUUGCAUGUACAAUCAGGCUCUGCUGACUGGCAAAUCCUGUUGCUGAGGUAAUUAGUGAGAGCUAUAGCUCCAACAACUGGAGUCAAUAUUGCUAAUCGAAUGGCUACCUGGUGGAUAUAUGAAAAACUGUCAGGAGAGAAAUGGUCGCUGCCCACCCGGCUCCUCAAUGCAAUUGUUUUGUGCAUGCCUGCCAUGGCUCUCUAUAAACGUAAUCCAUUUCUGCCUGACUCCUGUUUUCUGGGGGAAGCUGAAUAAAGAUACACUACAUUGCAAUAGGCUCUGUGCCAAAAGUGACAACGCAAGUAAGAUAUUAACAUUGAAAUCAAAUCCAGCCCUGAAAUGUAGGCUUGAAAAGAAUAUCCACAUUAU